GUGUUCGUAACGCCCGAAUCGGCGGUGGGAGAAGCGUUUGCGACGUUUUUGAACCGGCUGCGAGCGACGCGGCAGCUGGACCGUAUCGUGAUCGACGAGUGUCACAUUGUGUUGAACUGUCGAUACACAUUCCGCAAGCAGAUGCAACAGCUCGGCAGGCUGGCAGCAGCCGAGACG
Molecule: messenger RNA, 177 nt
Organism: Didymella exigua CBS 183.55
Lineage: Eukaryota; Fungi; Ascomycota; Dothideomycetes; Pleosporales; Didymellaceae
Exons: 1
Source: RefSeq, a predicted model, not a curated record